AUGGUCGCUAAGCUUAUCUCCACCUACAAAACCGCCUCCAGAUGCUGGAUACCUGUCAACCAGAACUUGAAGGCCAGCAUUGCUAGAAACUUCUCGUCCAGACAGAGAUGUGUCAACUUCAACAACAUCUCCAGCCACAACGUUGUUGCCAACGACGACGUCUUGGCUGCUGGUGCCGGUGCCCACGCCACCGGUACUUCUAGUGCCAGUGCCGAAGAAUACAACUUCGAGACCUUCGAGCCAUCUAUCUUUUCCAGCGAAGAGAUUCACACUGCCGGCCCUGUCAGAAGACACGAAUAG
Suhomyces tanzawaensis NRRL Y-17324 is the source of this 300-nucleotide messenger RNA. RefSeq lists its product as uncharacterized. The transcript has a single exon. Lineage: Eukaryota; Fungi; Ascomycota; Pichiomycetes; Serinales; Debaryomycetaceae. The record is from RefSeq and is a predicted model, not a curated record. Bases 1 to 300 code for a protein of 99 amino acids.